Haemorhous mexicanus (house finch) is the source of this 2646-nucleotide messenger RNA. It is a transcript of the gene DNAJB6, whose product is annotated as DnaJ heat shock protein family (Hsp40) member B6. Lineage: Eukaryota; Metazoa; Chordata; Aves; Passeriformes; Fringillidae. Gene Ontology annotation, molecular function: Hsp70 protein binding; ATPase activator activity. The transcript has 10 exons. Gene Ontology annotation, biological process: protein refolding; positive regulation of proteasomal ubiquitin-dependent protein catabolic process. The record is from RefSeq and is a predicted model, not a curated record. Gene Ontology annotation, cellular component: cytosol; endoplasmic reticulum membrane. The coding region runs from base 180 to 1187 and encodes 335 amino acids.
UUCCGGAAGCGGCGGGGCGGAAGUGACGGCGCGCGCUGGUGGCGCUUCCUGUUUGCGGCCGCUGCCGUUUGUCCCGGCGGGAGCGGCGGGAGGGAACCGGCGGGAGCGACGGCCGCGCUGAGGAGUCACCGGCGGGACUGGAAAGAUUCGGCUGUUGUUACCGCAAGAACUCCUGAAACAUGGUGGAUUAUUAUGAAGUUCUGGGAGUGCAGAAGCAUGCUUCAGCAGAGGAUAUCAAAAAAGCGUACCGUAAAUUGGCACUAAAAUGGCACCCUGAUAAAAAUCCAGACAAUAAAGACGAGGCAGAACGGCAGUUUAAGCAAGUAGCUGAGGCCUACGAAGUCUUGUCAGAUGCUAAAAAACGCGACAUCUAUGACAGAUAUGGAAAAGAAGGCCUAAUAAAUGGAGGUGGAGGUGGAAAUCAUCAUGAUAAUCCAUUUGAUUUUGGAUUUACAUUCCGCAACCCAGAUGAUGUCUUCAGGGAGUUUUUUGGUGGAAGGGACCCCUUUGACUUCUUUGAAGACCCUUUUGAGGACUUCUUCGGUGGCAGGCGGGGUCCAAGGGGAAGCAGAAGCAGAGGUGGUGGAGGAUCUUUUUUCUCUGCCUUUGGUGGAUUCCCUGCUUUUGGGAGUGGUUUCUCUCCAUUUGACCCAGGUUUUACUUCGUUUGGCUCCCUGGGACAUGGAGGCCUUACUUCAUCAUUCUCCUCUACGUCAUUUGGUGGCAGUGGAAUGGGAAACUUCAAAUCAGUAUCAACCUCAACUAAAAUAGUUAAUGGCAGAAAAAUUACUACAAAGAGGAUUGUUGAGAAUGGACAAGAGAGAGUAGAAGUUGAAGAAGAUGGCCAGUUAAGGUCGCUAACAAUAAAUGGGGAGGCAGAUGAAGAAGCCUUUGCCGAGGAGUGCAGACGGAGAGGACAACACGCGCUGCCCUCCCAGCCCACCAACCUCCGCCUGCUGAAGCCCCACAAGUCUGGCAGCUCCCCCCGCUUUGCCUGCCAUUACAGUAGUGAUGAGGUGGAAGAACAAGACAAGAGCCGGGUUAUGAGCAGCUUCGAGACCCCUAUUUAUUUAUCAGGUGUGCACAAGCAUGUUGGUGAGAAAGGAUACAAAGAAGGCAGCAAGAGGAGGAAGCAGAAGCAGAGAGAGGAACUGAAGAAGAAGAAGUCAACCAAAGCGAGUUACUAAAAUGGACUUCUCUGCUAUGCCAAUACCUUUAAAAUAAUGACAACAACUUCAUGUACCCUCGAGCACAACUCUUUUUUGUGUAUAUUUUUUGAUUGUUCACACUGCUACCAAGGAAGUGACUCAUGUUUAAAACUGUACUAAAAUUGCACUACGUUAUUCCUUUUAGUUUCACGGAGUGGCUUUCUUGCCCGUUCAGGUUGGGGAAUUCAGACGAGGCAGGUCGUGGUUAGAUGUGUGUUAUGUUUGGAGAUUGGAAAGAGUUACAGAAUUUCUUACCUCUUCCUUCCCUGGGACUAAGGCAACUCUAGUCUAGUGUUUGUUACUUGUCUUGUAGGAUAUAAAAGGCAAAUGCCUGCUUGUUGGUCACUGGCAUCCAAUCAGGCCCGCUGAAAGAAGAGUCCUGUUCACCCAUGUUGUUGGGAGUGGGACUGAGACAUGAGCUCUUAUAGGGUAAUUUAUGCAAGAUUAAUAAGUGACUUUUAUGGUUGGGUUUUUGGUUUUGUUUUUUUUUUUUUUCCCCAGGCUGGGCAGUUCUGUCCCUAUUAAAAUGUUCCCUCAGAUUAAAUUGUAUCUUGAAGUUAUAUCUUCUGAUUUUAAGAAUGGUCUCCUGUAAGCACUCCUACUGAUUUCUUUAGGCUUAGUUGACUCCUGAGUGAAAUCAUUCCUUAUUUUAAAAGUUCAUUUUCAGAACCUAGAGACAAAUGAUCUAAGUGCUACUUUAAAACUGCUUUUUGUUUCUCCUGAGUAGGUUUUAGAUAACAAACAUUUUUUCAGCAUCCGUUUUAGAUUUUAUCAACUUGUUUCUGCAAAGAACUUAUACCUUUCUGUAUGAAAGCAUUUUGUAUCAGUUUUAUUGCAGGACUAUUUUUUUUUUUUAGCUUGAAAAGAUAUCUUAGAUUUAAAAGAAAUACAUAUUUCCUGGCAAGAUGACUUCCUUGCUUCCCAUACUUGUCUCAUGUGCAUGACACAUUGCUUCUCUUAACCUUUUAGUGUGUACAGAGCCCCUCUGUUGUUGCCUUAAGCAUUUACCUGCAUGUUUCUUGUCAGUGUGUUGUCUCCUUUUUUUAACCUCCAGGUAGGAGUUAGCAGCUUAUGGUUUUGUUUUGUUUCUUUUGUCUUCCUCUUGCCAAUAUGUUGUUGAUGUAACAGCCUUAAACCUGGCAAUAUUGAAAGUCCACAGUUACUGGAGAAACUCACUCAUCCUAACGUUUCAAAGAUGCAGGAAUGCACACAAUGGUCUAAGAGAGGAGCUAAACAGAAAAGCCAAAGUCUGCAUUCUAGCAUGGUUUGAUAUAACAGAUUCUGGUGUCUCUGCUAUCUGAAUGGUUUAGCUUCAAUUACCCAAUGUAACCCUCUGCAGGCACCAUAUAACACACAAUAACCAUUUGUGAACUCUCUUAGGGUCUGUAAAUUAUGGUUAAAUUAAAUAAGGACUGAGUACCAGUUUUCUGUCACUUAA